Molecule: messenger RNA, 897 nt
Organism: Lactuca saligna
Lineage: Eukaryota; Viridiplantae; Streptophyta; Magnoliopsida; Asterales; Asteraceae
Source: the annotation of a GenBank genome assembly
AUGAACUCACUCUUCUUUGUCAAUUGCAACUAUGAAUCCGUCGUAACCAUGGAUGGUCGCGUAGCGCUCUACAACACCAAUGACGGGACUACCAAAAACUAUUUAUCCGGAGAGCUAAGGCAGCUUCCGUUUCUUUACAUCUUUUCCGCCUUCAUUUAUGUGUGUUUUCUAGGGUUUUGGAUUUUAGUAUGCUUCAAGAACCAAAGAUCUUUUCACAGGGUGCAUUUACUAAUGGGUAUGUUGCUUGUUAUGAAUUUGGUUGUUUUAAUCUCUGCGGCAGCGGAUCUAUAUUAUGUGAAGUUUACAGGUACUCCUCAUGGAUCGGAUGUCUUAUAUCACAUGUGUAAGUUUGUCAGGACUGUGCUUUUGUUCACCUUAAUUGUGCUGAUUGGUAAUGGAUACUGUUUCUGGAAGCCAUUUUUGGAAGUAAAGGAAAAGUUGGUUUUGAUGAUUGUGAUCCUACUUCAGGUUUGGGCUAAUGUGUAUGCUAUAUUUGAAUGGAAAGCCGGACCUUAUAAUAAUGAAGAGGACUUCGUUGAUUCUCUAAGUAUAGAUUUCAUCUGUUGCUUUGUUAUUUUCGUCCCAAUAUGGUUUUCGGUUAUCUGGUUUAAUAAGGAUAAUCAUGAGACUGAGGGCAAUGAUGUUAUGAAUAGGGUAAGGCUGUGUCUAUUUGGGUUUGCGGUUUUUGCAUACGUGUUCUUUACGAGGUUUUUGAUGGUUGCAUUUUUGAUACCAUCGAAUCAUGGGGUACAGGAAAUAAGCCUUCUUGUGUUAUGUAUGGUGGUGUUUUACAUUUUCCGGCCAUCUGAUGAGGAUUGUGAUGGCAAAGCAGUCGAGAUGGCUGCAUGGAAAUCGGACAUACCUUCUCUUUGUUAUGCCGUUGUUGCUACUGUUUAG